Molecule: messenger RNA, 1581 nt
Organism: Diaporthe amygdali
Lineage: Eukaryota; Fungi; Ascomycota; Sordariomycetes; Diaporthales; Diaporthaceae
Exons: 2
Coding region: 1-1581 (526 amino acids)
Biological process (GO): transmembrane transport
Molecular function (GO): transmembrane transporter activity
Source: RefSeq, a predicted model, not a curated record
AUGCAUCGCGAGACAGAGCUGACGAGGGAGAAGACCCAAGAUGAACACCACACAGUCGCCCCAGAUGUCGACCUUGAUGCCCAAUCCACACAGUCCGACACCGACAGUGAAGACCGCCGGUCAUCAUCACAGGAUGAUGUCGUCCUCGUGAAUUUCCAGCCAGGUGAACCGGCCGACCCUCACAAUUGGUCAUGGGCCAAGAAAUUCUACGUCCCUUUCGUUGGGACUCUACUAUCGAUCAACUCAACCAUGGGCUCGUCCACGCCCUCGAAUGAGCUUCCUGCUCUGCAGGAGGUCUUCCACUUCCCCGAUGGGCCGCAGACUACACUCCCGGCCACGACAUACCUAAUUGGCUUCGUCCUGGGACCGCUCGUCUUUGCUCCGCUGAGUGAACAGUACGGCCGCAGACCCAUUCUCAUCUCCACGCUAUGCCUUUACACGAUCUUUACGAUGGCCACCGCCCUGUCUCCUAACUGGGCUGCCUUCCUGAUCUUCAGGUUCCUGAGCGGCACCUUUGCCUCACCGCCAAUGAGUGUGACUGGAGGAUCGAUCGCCGAUGUCUUUGAUGAGAAGGUCGUUAGGGGCAGGGCCAACAUGCUCUGGUCCUCGGCCACGCUGCUGGGGCCCCUUGCCGGGCCAGUAAUAGCAGGAUAUACGUACCGCUACUCCUGGCGAUGGGUCUUUUGGGCGUGCAUGAUUUUCUCGGGGGUAUGCCUCGUCGCCCUCCUCUUUCAGCCGGAAACGCUCGCCACCAAGAUCCUCCGGGACCGAGCCGCGAAGCUGAAUAAGGAAAAAGGAGGCGGGAGGUACAUCGCGCCCGCAGACGUAGACAAGCUCGGCCUGCUGGCCACGCUGAAGAUCACCACCACGAGACCGCUGUACCUCCUUUGCACCGAAAUGCUCGUCGCGCUGACGUGCGUGUACAUGGCGUUCGUCUAUGCGGUGUUCUACAUGCUCCUCGCAAUUUUCCCCGCCAUCUUCCAGGGUAUCUACGGUUUCUCUGCAGGCGAGUCUGGAUGCGCCUUCGUGAUGAUGUUCGCCGGGUCGCUCCUUUCGAACGUGCUCGGCUACUUCUACGACAUUUACGCCCAGAAGCUCGUCCGCAGGCAUCCUAACAAGCAUGCCGAGUACCUGCGCCUGCCCCUGGCGUGCAUCGGCGGCCCAGCGUUUGUCGUUGCGCUGUUUUGGCUCGGGUGGACAUCCCGACAAUCGAUCCACUGGGUCGUGCCGCUCCUGUCCAUGAUCCCCUACGGCUUUGCCUACCAGUGCAUUUUUAUGGCCAUGAUCAACUACAUCGCAGAUGCAUAUGGUAUCUUUGCUUCGUCAGCCCUGGCCGCUUUAGCUGCGUGCCGGAGUGUUGCAGGUGCCAUCAUUCCCCUGGCCGUCGACAACAUGAUCGACACGCUGGGAAUCGGCUGGUCGUGCAGCGUGCUGGCCCUGAUCAGCUGUGCGCUGAGUCUUGUCCCGUUUGGGUUUAUCAUUUGGGGCGAGAGAAUUCGUGGUGCGAGUAACUUCAGCAAGAAGCUGCAGAAUGCGCCGCAUCCUGAGCUGGAGUUGACGAGGAGCGUAUCGAUUGUUUGA